Messenger RNA from Pezoporus flaviventris, 1602 nucleotides. It is a transcript of the gene BHLHE23, whose product is annotated as basic helix-loop-helix family member e23. Gene Ontology annotation, molecular function: protein dimerization activity. The record is from RefSeq and is a predicted model, not a curated record. The transcript has a single exon. NCBI's taxonomy places the organism in Eukaryota, Metazoa, Chordata, Aves, Psittaciformes, Psittacidae. The coding region runs from base 56 to 727 and encodes 223 amino acids.
UCGGCGGGGCCGCCUCGUCCUCCUCAGCGGCCGCGGCUCCGCUCCCCGCCAGGCCAUGGCCGAGCUCAAGUCGUUGGGCGGAGAAGCGUACCUGGCGCUGCCGCCGGGGUACGGCCCGUCCGCCUUCGCCUAUGGGGCUGUGCGCGGCGGCACGGAGGGCCCGCGGGGAGCCUACCCGGGGGGCGGCGGAGCGGACUUCCAUCCCGGAGCGCUGGGCAAGUCGGCGGAGAGCAGCGGCGAGCAGAGCGGCGACGAGGAGGACGGCUUCGAGGCCGGGGUGAAGGGCGGCGCGGGCUUCGAGCGAGAGGGCAAGCUGAAAGGGGGAGCCCUGGGUAAGAAGCCGAAAGAGCAGCGCUCGCUGCGCCUCAGCAUCAACGCGCGGGAGCGGCGGAGGAUGCACGACCUGAACGACGCGCUGGAUGGGCUGCGCUCCGUCAUCCCUUAUGCCCACAGCCCCUCGGUGCGGAAACUCUCCAAAAUCGCCACCCUGCUCCUGGCCAAGAACUACAUCCUCAUGCAGGCGCAGGCCCUGGAGGAGAUGCGGCGGCUGGUGGCCUACCUGAACCAGGGCCAGGCGCUGAGCGCCCCGCUGCCCGCCACCCUCAACCCCUUCGCACAGUCGGCCGUGUACCCCUUCGGCGGAGCGGCCUUGCCCGGCUGCCCCGAGAAAUGCACUGCCUUCACAGGAGCCGCCUCCCUCUGCAAACACUGUAACGACAAGCCUUGACUUCUGCCUUCUGCGGGCUUUCGGGGGGUUAUUUUAUUUAUCUUUAUUUUUUGGGUUUUUUUUUUUUCUGUGCGCUUUUCUUUCCACCGCCAUCAGCCCCGGCUUCCCACCAUCAGUUAAGUCUGGGUUUUCUUUCUGUUCGCUUCUCUUAAAACACCCCUGUCCCCACGCCCCAUCUGGAGAUGUCUGGCAGUUUAUGUGGACCCCAAAAGCACCCGCUUACAACUUUUAGCUCCCCUUCCACACAUGCAACUCCCAUCUGUAGAGUUAUUUCCUUCCCAGCCUGUUAGUGGACUGUGAGCGUGAUGUUGCUUUUCUGCUUGCUCUGAUCUGCAAAGUUUUUGAGCAGUUUUUAAACUAAACUAUAGGAAAACAGGGAGAGAGAUUGAUCUGGAAAUGGAAACCCCAGCGAGUUCUCUUUGGUCUUGAUCAGCUUGUGUUUAAAACAUAGCUUAAAAGGAGGGAGGGAAGCAAAAUCCAGCUGCAAAACUAUGCAACGGUUCAGAAUCAUGGGGGUGGGGGGAUGUAGCCAGCUCGGCUUGGACUGCACCCAGAAAGCCAAAUGGAAAUGUCAUUUGGUCAGCUUUUGGGAGGGGGGGGGAAAGUUUGGUGCUCUUGGUAAAACUGUACAUGCUUCAAAAUAAGAUGCUUUUUUCUUCUUUUUUCUUUUUUCUCUUAAAAAGAAAAAACCAGCCUGUUUUUGAACUGAGAGGAACCUGUGAUUGUAUCUACUGCUUGCUCUUUGCCUGUUUCUCAUCUUGGUGAAGUUUUCCAGGUGAUUUUCCAAAGUCAUUGCUCAUCAUGAUAAACAAAAGCAAAAGGUCACUUAACGUAUUUAUAUGUAUUUAUAAUAAAUAAAAGACAUGAAUAACCAC